AUAUGAGAUCUGUGUAUAUAUAUAUAGAGCCAUAUGCUUUUUUCAUCUAAUUUUGGAAUAGCAUGGAGCAUUAUGGCCUCCUCAUGGUUGGACGUUUUUAUAUGAUUAACUUCCAAUCUGGGAAGAACUCGCUAGUCCAGCGGCACAGAAGAAAAGAGGUCCACGAAGAAGAACACAGUCCAGCUCAGCUAAAAAAUCAAUGGGAAAACACUGCCUGCCACAUGCAUUGAGGAAAGGCCUAUGCUAUUGAGACUUGAGUUUGCAUGUCUCUUUUGGAUCUCUAGUGAUUGCAGGCAAACAGUACAUAAGGUUUAUCAAAUACCCAUCUGCUCAACUUCAUUAAGUUCACGCAUUGAGACGCUUUUUUCUUAUUUAUUCUCGCCGCUAUUGUGACCCUAUUUAUUUAACUAGAUUGGAAUUUACACUUUGCUAAGUGGGCGUUGUAAUUAUUUGCAUUUAGCUGAGUGGGUGCUGCAGCUUUGCUUAAAUUAUAGCACUUUCAUUUCAGUUCAGAGGCUUUAGAGCCUCUAUUUUUAAAUAGAAAUGGAUGAAUCAGGCAAUGCACUGACAUCUGGUCCAGAUGGAAACAAGAGAAAGGUUUCAUAUUUUUAUGAUUCAGACAUUGGGAACUAUUAUUACAGCCAGGGUCAUCCCAUGAAGCCUCACAGAAUCAGAAUGGCUCACAACCUAAUUAUGCACUACGGGCUACAGGAGAAUAUGGAAAUCUGCAGGCCGAAUCUAUUACAGAGCAAGGAGCUCAGGGUAUUCCAUGCAGAUGAUUAUAUCUCAUUUCUUCAGUCUGUUACACCCGAGACACAGCACGAGCAGCUCAGGCAGUUGAAGAGAUUCAAUGUGGGAGAGGACUGUCCCGUCUUUGAUGGGUUGUAUAGUUUCUGUCAGACUUAUGCAGGGGGCUCCGUUGGAGCGGCAGUUAAACUCAAUAACAGGGAUGCAGAUAUAGCCAUUAAUUGGGCUGGUGGUCUCCACCAUGCUAAAAAGUGUGAGGCAUCUGGGUUUUGCUAUGUCAAUGAUAUUGUCUUGGCCAUUCUUGAGCUUCUGAAGGUGCAUCAACGAGUGCUUUAUAUUGAUAUUGAUAUACAUCAUGGGGACGGUGUUGAGGAGGCUUUCUACACUACAGACAGGGUUAUGUCCGUAUCUUUUCACAAGUUUGGUGACUAUUUUCCUGGCACAGGCCACCUUAAAGAUGUAGGGUAUGGGAAAGGGAAGUACUAUUCGUUGAAUGUUCCAUUGAAUGAUGGAAUUGAUGAUGAGAGUUACAGGAAUCUUUUUAGACCUAUCAUUCAGAAGGUCAUGGAAGUAUAUCAACCAGAAGCAGUUGUCUUACAAUGUGGAGCAGAUUCACUCUCAGGUGAUAGGCUGGGAUGCUUUAAUUUGUCAAUUAGAGGACACGCAGAUUGUGUUCGAUUUCUUCGAUCAUUCAAUGUUCCAUUAAUGCUUGUUGGAGGUGGGGGCUACACCAUUCGCAAUGUUGCUCGUUGUUGGUGUUAUGAGACUGCAGUUGCAGUGGGUAUUGAGCCCCUAGACAAAUUGCCUUAUAAUGACUAUUAUGAAUAUUUUGGGCCAGACUAUACUCUCCAUGUUGCUCCGAGCAAUAUGGAGAACCAGAACUCAACUAAGGAAUUGGCAAAAAUAAGGAAUACUUUGCUGGAACAGUUGAAUAAAAUACAGCAUGUUCCUAGUGUACCAUUUCAGGAAAGGCCUCCAGACACCAAAUUUCCUGAGGAGCAGGAGGAAGAGGACUAUGAAAAGCGACCCAAGGGUCAGCGAUGGGAUGGGGAGUAUUUUGGUUCAGAAUCUGAAGAAGAUCAGAAACCUCGCAAUCGUGAUGUAGAUGCCACUGAGAAACCUUCACUGAGAAGGCCACCAGUUUCCAACCUUGAACCUGCCAAGAAAAUAAAACAAGAAGUUGAAGAUGGAGAAGCUGGAAUAGCUAAUGAAAGCGAUGGGCCAAAGUGGCCAAUAUAAGGAGGAAAGGAAAACACCAGGAGCAGUUUCAGGUGGUUAGUGCAACUGCUAAAAUGAUUUUUUUGAAAAGAAGCAUGAGGUACAUCUACCAGGAAUCAAAUGUUGUAGUGGCUACUUUUUGUCUAGCCACAAGGUAUAUGACAAAUGUACAUAUCUUUCUCGAGCUCGAGGAAUAUUUGUAGAUAUGCAAUGCAAAGAACAUUGAAAUUUUUAUAUCAGGUUUUAUGGAGAAGAUUGGCCUGACUUUUGUAGCAAUAUUUGUAGCAUACCUACCGAUUGAUCAGUUCAGAUGACCAACUUUUGUAGCAAUUCAUGAGUGCCUUUUAGAAACAAAUUGAAACUUGUUUAUCUUAAAGGCAUUAAUGAUAAACCCCUACCCCCCCCCACCAAAAAAAAAAACUUGCUUUUAAUCUGAGAUGCUUGUACUGAGGUGAUCUGAUGCCAUAGAAAAUUAUGUCUUCUUUUUUUCUUU
This is a messenger RNA of Cryptomeria japonica (Japanese cedar), 2458 nucleotides long. RefSeq names its product histone deacetylase 19. The record is from RefSeq and is a predicted model, not a curated record. Bases 544 to 1986 code for a protein of 480 amino acids. Gene Ontology annotation, molecular function: histone deacetylase activity. NCBI's taxonomy places the organism in Eukaryota, Viridiplantae, Streptophyta, Pinopsida, Cupressales, Cupressaceae. The transcript is spliced from 7 exons.